Molecule: messenger RNA, 1017 nt
Organism: Brassica oleracea var. oleracea
Lineage: Eukaryota; Viridiplantae; Streptophyta; Magnoliopsida; Brassicales; Brassicaceae
Product: basic endochitinase CHB4-like
Exons: 3
Coding region: 29-874 (281 amino acids)
Biological process (GO): cell wall macromolecule catabolic process; carbohydrate metabolic process; chitin catabolic process
Molecular function (GO): chitinase activity
Source: RefSeq, a predicted model, not a curated record
ACUAACUCCAUCAAACGGAAAAAAAAAUAUGUCGAACCGAAACGCGACUGUUGAAAACGCUCUCCUGUCUUUCUUCCUCGCGUUUGCAGUCAUGGCCAAAACUGUGUUCUCGCAGGAUUGCCAAAGCACUGGGUGUCCAGGCCUCAAAGAGUGUUGCAGCUCGUGGGGUUCCUGUGGAAUCAAAGAUGACCAGUGUGGCUUUUGGUGCUUCAGUGGCCUUUGCAAUCUCAAAAACAAAUCAUAUGGAUUCGACUACAACGUCAGCGCCGGUCCACGCGGUCCAAUAGAGAGCAUUGUCACACCAUCGUUGUUCAAACGCAUCAUGAGCAAAGUAGGAAACAACUGCCCGGCAAAAGGGUUCUACACUCACCAGGCUUUUAUCUCGGCGGUUAAAUCGUUCCAAGCCUAUAAAGGAACGGUGGCUAAGCGCGAGAUAGCAGCCAUAUUGACUCAUUUUGCCCACGGAUCUAAAGGCUUUUGUUACAAAGAAGAUAAAGCGACAGGGAGGUACUGUUCUCCGAGCAAGAAGUACCCUUGUGAACCGGGAAAGCAAUACUAUGGUCGUGGUCCGCUUCAGUCAAUCAGAUGGAACGAGUACUAUGGUGCAGCCGGCAUAUUCCUUAGGUUGCCUAUGUUGAAAGAUCCGGAUAUGGUGGCUCAUAGCCCGGAAGUGGCUUUCAAAUUGGCAUUGUGGUUCUGGACCACAAAUGUGCGUCCAGCUUUGUACUUAGGAUUUGGAGAAACCUCGAAAAGAGUGGACGGUCGACUAUGCGAUAACUUACAUCCUGACGAUACUAAGAACUUGGUUAAGCAAUACGUGGACUUGUGCAAGAUCCUUGGGGUUACUCCUGAUGAAGCAGCUAGCACUCACUGAAGCAUAUAAUGGGAGAGUCAGCCUCAUUUGACGAUUCGAGAGAGAUAUUUUCGUAUUUUCAUGAGCUUGUAUGACUAUAUGAAUUUGAAAUAGUUGUUUUUGGAUCCCAAUAUAUGAGAUAUAUUUUAAGUGCACAUUAUAUU